This is a messenger RNA of Owenia fusiformis, 3934 nucleotides long. NCBI's taxonomy places the organism in Eukaryota, Metazoa, Annelida, Polychaeta, Sabellida, Oweniidae. The record is from the annotation of a GenBank genome assembly.
AUGAAAAAUGAAUGCUCAUGCGCAAUUGAACUGCGCAAAGGUAAUUGGUUUCUAAAAACUAUAGAAAUUGAUUUUUCAGUGACAGUUUCAAAUCAUUAUAUUUCAAUAAAAAUCGACAAGGUUGUGAUGUGGCCCUUCAAAGAUAGAGAAUGGAGUGGUGCCAUAAGAUUAGGUGUAACCACCAAUGAUCCGUCCAAACUCUCAACAAAGGAACUUCCCCGCUAUGCAUGUCCAGAACUGACCAAUCAGAAGGGUAACUGGGCACGCGCAUUAAGCGAACAUUAUGCUGAAGCGGGGAACAGAAUUACAUUUUACGUCGACUCCAAUGGUCAGAUGCAUUACUUCAUCAAUAAUGCACAUAAAGGAUUAUUCCUCAAUCACAUUCCUACAAACAAUCCCCUUUGGCUUCUCUUUGAUGUUUACGGCAAUACUAGCUUUGCUAGAUUCGUCCCGGCAGAGGAAGCCCCUGUUGAAAUCCUUGCUCGUGGACCCGAUGCCCUCCAUGCCUACCAUACAGCUUGCGAGAGUGGCACGCAACCAAAUUUCAAAACGAGGCUGAUGAUUGUAGGACAAGACCGUGUCGGCAAAACCAGUUUGAAAAAAGCCUUAACUGGGCAAAAAUACAAUGUAUUAGAGGAGAGAACAGACGGCAUUGACUUGUCAUCGUCCUGUAGUUUCAACCUGCGUGAUCGUUCUAAAUGGCAGAUUGCUAUUAAUACCCCUGGUGACACCGAGUCUAAAGAAACAAGUCCCCAAGAUGUCCUCACAGAAGGGAAUGGUACUGCUGAAGCUCUGGAAGAGGAGUACCACAGAGCUAUAGCCACAAACAUAGUACAGGAACUGCUGUACAAGAAAAAGGAGAGAGAGAAGGAAAAACAGCAUUUGAAAGCCCAGGGUGAAGUACAGCACAAUACAGGGAGGAGGGAGUCUAGGAGUAGCCACAGUGGACGUACCAGUGCAACAACUAAGAGAAAAUUAGAGAAAAAGGAGAGCAUAAGCCACAAUGUUCCAUUGCAUUCAGAUGACAUUCCUAGUAAUGAACUGUUAAAGGAGAUGCCAGAGGGAGUAGUUACUCUGGUGCAACAGAUGUGGAAAGAACGAGAGAAUAACCCAAGAAAAAACUCUGCAUCUGCUCCAAGCAGUGCUAGUUCACGUAACCCUAGUCAUAAUAUUAAAUUAAAUAUAUGGGAUUUUGCCGGCCAAGCUGUGUACUAUACGACCCAUCAAGUGUUUCUAUCAUCUAGGGCGGUUUAUAUUAUAGUGUUUAAUCUCUGCAAUGACCUAGAUGAAUUAGCUAAACCAAGAGCCAAAUCAGAAAAUAGUCAGGAGAUUGAAUGGGAUGUCUCUGAACUGACUAACUUAGACUACAUUGAGCAUUGGGUGUGUUCCAUACAUGCGCAUGCCGCACAGAAUACACGAAACAGCAUUGAUAAUACUACCUUAUCGCCACCUAUAUUUAUAGUUGGCACGCACAGAAACAGUCUUGAUCCUGACCCAGAAAUCAGGAAAAAAUUAAUUGAUCAUAAAUUCCGUCGUAUACAGGAAGUGUUUGAGAAUAAACCUCACCAGUGUCAUAUAAUCGGCACAUGUUACUCAGUAGAGAACAGUCUAGACACUGAAGAUUCACAGGUGUUAGAAUUGCGAUGCCAUCUUGAGGACAUAGCUAGCAAGCAACCAUAUAUGGGCGAACAGAUCCCCAACAAAUGGCUGCGCUUUGAACAGGCUGUAGCAAAACUGGUGGAGGAGGGAACAUAUUUUGUCUCUCUUGAUCAGAUUGGGGAAGUGGCCCAGGAGGAAGGUAUUACUACGGACCAAGAACUGAAGACACUGUUAGAAUUCUAUCACGAUCUAGGCCAGAUAAUAUACUAUGGUAAUAGUUGCGGCGCUCUUGACAACACGUUACGUAACACAGUUAUUCUGAAACCACAAUGGCUCGUGAAUAUGUUCAGGAAAGUGAUUACUGUCAAACCAAUGGAACAUCAGUGGGUAGAGCACUUGGAGGCUUGUCAGAAGCUAGAGGAGUUUGGUGUUCUAGAGAGUGUCCUAGUGGAUGACAUAUGGUCAGAUGUGGCAGACCAGAAAGCUGCCCUACUUGGACUUAUGGAGAAAUUUGAUCUGAUAUGUGAGCGUCUUCCUCCUAAAAAUGCUAAUAAAGAUGAAUCUCAGAUACAUAGUAAGACAUACUAUGUACCAUCUCGACUGAAGAAACUUGACAAAUCCGAGCCACUGUAUAUACUAGGAAAGCAAGAUGUAGAGUUCUACUUAGAUUUUAAUGGAUUCCUGCCAGAUGGUCUAUUCCACCGAAUGUUAUGUCGUGCUGUAAGAUGGUCACAGGAAAGUGGAGGAUAUGAGCCCAAGAUUUACCACAGACUGGCAAGGUUCUUCAUAGAUCCUGAACAUGACUUUGUACUAGAAAUGCAACCAAUGAAGUUUGCCAGAAUGAAGGUAACAAUUUUGCGAGUUGCUGAUUUGCGUGACGCUGAUGAGGUUUCAGAUAAUGGGGGACAUUUCCCUCCACCAGAACCUGCAGUCUGUGCUAGGGUGCGAAAUUUCCUAGAUAGUGUUCUCUUUGAGCUGAAAGAAAUGUGGAUGAGGAGGAUAUCUUACAAAGCCUGCAUAGAAUGCACCUGUGACAAGAAGUGCACCAAACAUAAACGCAUUUCAUGCUCUGAUAUCUCCUGUAUACAUUUCUUGGACCUGGAUGAAUGUUUGGCAAACAAGAUUGUAUGUUGCGAUUACAAGCGAAUCAAGACGGCACCAUAUAGAAAAUUGUUUCCAGAACCUUCUCCGAUUGUGACUGAAGGACCAAUUAUUCCCGACACAGUUAUAAAGGAGGCUGAUGGGAACAUUGAAGCGAAAGGACCUGAACUGCCAUCAUGGGUGAAAGGAGCUGCUAAGAUGUUAAAUGGUGGAUCUGAGGGCCAGGAUUGGACUGCAUUGGCAAAGAAAUUAGGAUAUAAAAAGUUCAAAAUCGACAAGUUUAACGAUGAUCUCAACCCUGGUCUAAUGCUGCUUGCUGAUUGGAUAAUAACUAGUGGAAACACAUCACUUUCCAUUGAUAUGAUGGUUUCCUACUUGGAGCAAAUGUUUCGCGAUGACAUCGUGGAGAUUAUUCAAAAAGGAAGAGAAGCAGAGCUUGAGCCCCCUCAGGUGUUUAUCAGCUACCAAUGGGACAUCCAAGAUGAGGUGACGGGAUUGCGAGAUCGACUGGAGAAAAGUGGCUACAAUUGCUGGAUGGAUAUUGGACAAAUGGGAGGUGGAGACCAACUUAACGCUAAAAUUGAUGAGGGCAUAAGAAAUGCAAAGGUUGUUAUAGCAUGUGUUAGCCCCAAGUACAUAGUGUCCCAUCACUGCAACAGAGAGCUGAGUCUCGCAGAUCUACUACAUAAAGCUAUCAUUCCAGUGAUGUUUGACAGAGUCCCCUGGCCCCCACCAGGUGGCAUGUCCCUUGUCUUUUCUCAGCUGGUCUAUGUAGAUAUGAAAGGUAUAGGGGGUCAUGGAGGAUCAGGUAUUCAUGCAGAUCUUGAAUCGCGUUAUGCUGAGAUUAUCCAGCGCUUAUCACGAUAUGCUAUCCCUUCACCUCGCAAAUCUGUUGAAAUGACUCCCCAGAUUACACAACUUAAUGCUAAAAAUUCCAACCAUUCUCAAUCGACUUUAUCAAGUGGUGAUAGAUACAGUUCAAACAGUGAACCACUAGUUAUACCAGAUUAUGCCGUUGGACGUGAUCAACGAACUAAUCCCACAAAUCGAAAUAUGUCACAUGGGAGUAUGGGAAGCAGGCAGACUGGUGUACAACAGGUGCAUGUUCAGAAAUGUGCAGUGUGUACAAUACUCUAGUGGAGUGGAGAUACAGUGUGUACAAUACUCUAGUAGAAUGGAGAUACAGUGUGUACAAUACUCUGGUGGAAUGGAGAUACAGUGUGUACAAUACUCU